AUGGCAAUCAGAGGAUGCAAACUUCACACUUCCUGCUCUACCACCACUGCUCUACUUGAUAACGGCAGCAGGAAUGCACCUGCUGCGAUUCUCGGUGAAGGUUUUUCAUUUCUUCCAUCCCCUUCCCUCCCCACCCCAUCCAUUAAUAUUAUUCUUUUGAAGAUUCUUCGUUGUCAAGCCGCCAAAGUGGAGAGUGCGAUUGCAGAAGGGGGUGCUUCUCGUUUCAGUGCUUCUUCGGGCGGAGGAGGAAGUAGGGGUGCACCUCAGCACUAUCCCAAGACUGCUGGCAACAGCGAGUUCCUGGGGAAAACCCCAGGGCAAAACGCUCAGAAAUGGAUUCCUGCACGAAGCACUAGACGAGAUGACAACUCCGCAGCAAACAACUCCGCAAAUGAAAAAGAACGACAUGAUGCAAUCUUCAGGAAAGUAAGAGGCAUACUAAAUAAGCUUACUCCUGAGAAGUUUGACAAGCUAUGCCUUGAGCUCCUCAAUGUGGGUGUAGAGUCUAAACUCAUCCUUAAAGGGGUCAUACUGCUGAUUGUGGACAAAGCCCUAGAAGAGCCAAAGUAUAGCUCACUGUAUGCUCAGCUAUGUCUGCGAUUGGCAGAAGAUGCACCAAACUUUGAUGGCCCAGCAGCAGAGGGUCAGCCAGGACAGAAGCAAAGCACAACAUUCAGACGCCUCCUAAUUUCCAAAUUACAAGAUGAAUUUGAAAACCGAACCAGAAAUGUUGAUGUUUAUGAUAAGCGUGAAAAUCCCCUCCUCCCCGAGGAGGAGGAACAGAGAGCCAUUGCCAAGAUCAAGAUGUUGGGGAACAUCAAAUUCAUUGGAGAACUUGGAAAGCUUGAUCUUAUUCAUGAAUCUAUCCUUCAUAAGUGCAUCAAAACACUUUUGGAAAAAAAGAAGAGAGUCCAACUCAAAGAUAUGGGAGAGGAUUUGGAGUGCCUCUGUCAGAUAAUGAGGACAGUGGGACCUAGGUUAGACCAUGAACGAGCCAAGUCCUUAAUGGAUCAGUACUUUGCCCGAAUGUGCUCCUUAAUGUUAAGUAAGGAAUUGCCAGCGAGGAUUCGUUUCCUGCUGCAGGAUACCGUAGAGUUGAGAGAACACCAUUGGGUUCCUCGCAAGGCUUUUCUUGACAAUGGACCAAAGACGAUCAAUCAAAUCCGUCAAGAUGCAGUAAAAGAUCUAGGAGUGUUUAUUCCUGCUCCUAUGGCUCAAGGGAUGAGAAGUGACUUCUUUCUGGAGGGACCGUUCAUGCCACCCAGGAUGAAAAUGGAUAGGGACCCACUUGGAGGACUUGCUGAUAUGUUUGGACAAAUGCCAGGUAGCGGAAUUGGUACUGGUCCAGGAGUUAUCCAGGAUAGAUUUUCACCCACCAUGGGGCGUCAUCGUUCAAAUCAACUCUUCAAUGGCCAUGGGGGACACAUCAUGCCUCCCACACAGUCGCAGUUUGGGGAGAUGGGAGGCAAGUUUAUGAAAAGCCAGGGGCUAAGCCAGCUCUACCAUAACCAGAGUCAGGGACUCUUAUCCCAGCUGCAAGGACAGUCGAAGGAUAUGCCACCUCGGUUUUCUAAGAAAGGACAGCUUAAUGCAGAUGAGAUUAGCCUGAGGCCUGCUCAGUCUUUCCUAAUGAAUAAAAAUCAAGUGCCAAAGCUUCAGCCCCAGAUAACUAUGAUUCCUCCUAGUGCACAACCACCACGCACUCAAACACCACCUCUGGGACAGACACCUCAGCUUGGUCUCAAAACUAAUCCACCACUUAUUCAGGAAAAGCCUGCCAAGACCAGUAAAAAGCCACCGCCAUCAAAGGAAGAACUGCUUAAAUUAACCGAAACUGUUGUAACCGAAUAUCUGAAUAGUGGAAAUGCAAACGAAGCUGUCAACGGUGUAAGAGAGAUGAGGGCUCCUAAACACUUUCUCCCCGAGAUGUUAAGCAAAGUAAUCAUCCUGUCACUAGACAGAAGUGAUGAAGAUAAAGAAAAAGCAAGUUCUUUGAUCAGUUUACUCAAACAGGAAGGGAUAGCCACAAGUGACAACUUCAUGCAGGCUUUCCUGAAUGUAUUGGACCAGUGCCCCAAACUGGAGGUUGACAUCCCCUUGGUGAAAUCAUAUUUAGCACAGUUUGCAGCUCGUGCUAUCAUUUCGGAGCUGGUGAGCAUUUCAGAACUAGCUCAACCACUGGAAAGUGGCACCCAUUUUCCUCUAUUCUUACUUUGUCUUCAGCAAUUAGCUAAAUUACAAGAUCGAGAAUGGUUAACAGAGCUUUUCCAACAAAGCAAGGUCAAUAUGCAGAAAAUGCUCCCAGAAAUUGAUCAGAAUAAGGACCGCAUGUUGGAGAUCUUGGAAGGAAAGGGACUGAGUUUCUUAUUCCCACUCCUCAAAUUGGAGAAGGAACUGUUAAAGCAAAUAAAGUUGGAUCCAUCUCCUCAAACCAUAUAUAAGUGGAUUAAAGAUAACAUCUCUCCCAAACUUCAUGUAGAUAAAGGAUUUGUGAACAUCUUAAUGACUAGCAUGUUACUCCGCUUUUUUGUUCACUUCUAUGACAUGGAGAUUAUUGAAGAAGAAGCUUUCUUGGCUUGGAAAGAAGAUAUAACCCAAGAGUUUCCAGGGAAAGGCAAGGCUUUGUUCCAGGUGAAUCAGUGGCUAACCUGGCUAGAAACUGCUGAAGAAGAAGAAUCAGAGGAAGAAGCUGACUAAAAGAACCAGCCAAAGCCUUAAAUUGUGCAAAACAUACUGUUGCUAUGAUGUAACUGCAUUUGACCUAACCACUGCGAAAAUUCAUUCCGCUGUAAUGUUUUCACAAUAUUUAAAGCAGAAGCGCGUCAGUUAGGAUUUCCUUCUGCAUAAGGUUUUUUUGUAGUGUAAUGUCUUAAUCAUAGUCUACCAUCAAAUAUUUUAGGAGUAUCUUUAAUGUUUAGAUAGUAUAUUAGCAGCAUGCAAUAAUUACAUCAUAAGUUCUCAAGCAGAGGCAGUCUAUUGCAAGGACCUUCUUUGCUGCCAGUUAUCAUAGGCUGUUUUAAGUUAGAAAACUGAAUAGCAACACUGAAUACUGUAGAAAUGCACUUUGCUCAGUAAUACUUGAGUUGUUGCAAUAUUUGAUUAUCCAUUUGGUUGUUACAGAAAAAUUCUUAACUGUAAUUGAUGGUUGUUGCCGUAAUAGUAUAUUGCCUGUAUUUCUACCUCUAGUAAUGGGCUUUAUGUGCUAGAUUUUAAUAUCCUUGAGCCUGGGCAAGUGCACAAGUCUUUUUAAAAGAAACAUGGUUUACUUGCACAAAACUGAUCAGUUUUGAGAGAUCGUAAAUGCCCUUGAAGUGGUCUUUGUGGGUGUGAAACAAAUGGUGAGAAUUUGAAUUGGUCCCUCUUAUUAUAGUAUUGAAAUUAAGUCUACUUAAUUUAUCAAGUCAUGUUCAUGCCCUGAUUUUAUAUACUUGUAUCUAUCAAUAAACAUUGUG
This is a messenger RNA of Eubalaena glacialis (North Atlantic right whale), 3452 nucleotides long. RefSeq names its product eukaryotic translation initiation factor 4 gamma 2-like. Gene Ontology annotation, cellular component: eukaryotic translation initiation factor 4F complex. Gene Ontology annotation, molecular function: translation initiation factor activity; mRNA binding; protein binding. The record is from RefSeq and is a predicted model, not a curated record. NCBI's taxonomy places the organism in Eukaryota, Metazoa, Chordata, Mammalia, Artiodactyla, Balaenidae.